AGUGGCUCGCGCUGCCAGUCGCUGCUGCAGCUGGAGCUGGCUGUCUCUGGAUUAACGGACCGUCCUGUUAAUUCCUUCGCCUUUUUUAAGAUGGAUACCGGGCGUCGUGGCUUAUCCCCACUCGUGAACGUGCGUAUUGGAGUACGUUAUUCCAGUUACAUAUUUUGUAUGAAUACAAAUUGAAUCAAGUCUAUUCUCGUGUUUUGUGGAUGAUCUUACUUUUAACUCUCUUCUUUUGGUGAAUAGUUUUUGCAGCGAUAUAUAAGUUAUGGGUUGGUGCGACUUUGACGUUGAUCUAAUGAAAUGAAAACAGAGGUAGGACCUACGCGACGAUCUGCAUUUGAGAUGAGCGGAUUUGAGAACCAGAGCCGAGCAAACCCUCAUCCCAGCGACUACGUGUGGCAAUACGAGUACUACGACGACGAGGAACCGGUGUCUUUCGAGGGGCUUAGAGCCCACAGAUACUCCAUUGUGAUCGGCUUCUGGGUGGGCCUGGCUGUGUUUGUCAUCUUCAUGUUCUUUGUUCUCACUCUGCUGACCAAGACAGGAGCCCCCCCGCAUCAGGAUUUGUCACGCUUUAACAGACUGCUGAAGACGAAACCUGACCUCACAAACUCACCAUGCCCUCUUCUAAUUGGCUGCGGAGAGCUGUGCUCCCUCUUUUAUCUCCACCCCAGCGCCCCCACAGCCAUAUUGAGGUGUUCCAUUGGUGUUCCCAACCUGUCACGGAGUCUGUGGAACCCUGAGCCCUCGGAGAAGCGGCCCCGCCCUGGCAGCGCUCUGGAGGACUUCCCCCUGCCCGACGACCCGGAGAAGGCCUUCUCCCGCCCCCUGCUGGGCGAACCGCGCUCCUUCUUCCACUUCUACAUCAGCGAGGAGCCGCACCCCCAGCACCCUCAGAGGCGGAGCGCUCCGGGGGAGCAGGGGGGCCCGGCCGGGCACCACCCCAGGACGGGGCCUCAGGGCCGGGGCCGGGGACAGCCCGACGGCCACGGGUUCAGGGGCAUCAGCGCCUCGGUGACGGAGAGGGUGGCGGACGAGGAGGAGGAGGAACACGACGACGCCGGGCCACGGCCAAUCGGAGGAGGCGGCAGGGGAACUCGGAGGUCUGCAGACACGGAGGACGCGCUCAUGUCCCACUUUGACAUCCCCAACUUUGUGAACUCAGAGUCGCCCAGCACCUCGCUGGGGGACGACGACCUGUUGAUCUGUGAGACCGCCCUCCCCCCCAACAGCCCCCACAGCCGCUCCCAGGUCCUGGAAGCUCACCACUCCAUCGCCUGAAGAGGCCCAGCCUGGUUUUAUCAAAGAGAUACCGAGACGCCUCAUAUAUGCUCCUCCUCGCGUGUUUCUCCAAGGGAUAUAUAUGUAGCCUCUUGCACCGUCUGAUGUCUUUGUUUGGUUUUCGUUUGCGGCACUCGUAAAAUCAGAGUAGCCGAGAGCGGUUGGGAUAUAUUUGCGAAGACUACAGUAUUUGGUUCAAAGGUGCAAAGUUUUAUUUCACAGCCUCAAAUGAGGAACAACUCUUCAGUAAUGAUGAUUAUAUUGAGGCCAUGGAGGAGUUACAGGGGGUGUGGGAUAGCUCAGGUGCUUCCUACUGUGAGAGGGCCAUUCUAUGUUUGGGAGAGCCCGGCUGAAUCAGCCUGGGGGGGAUAGGGAGAUGUAUUUGGCCGUUGGCCUGUUGGUGUCGUCGCUUUUUCCACUGUUUACAUUCUGUGUUUAUCUGAGGAGCUGGAAUCAACUCUCCGCAUUUUACGAUGGGAAUAAACGUGAUGUAAAACAAGUGAUUCUCUCAGAGAAACACCAGAACGUGCCAAACAACAUGUAGCAUCAUAUAAAUAUUUAAUCUAUGUAUAUACGUAUACAAUCUGUCUUUUCAGAUCUGCGUUUCGUUGGCUACAUGAAAACAUGUUUAUAUCUCUUGAGGUCAGAGAUUCGAUUACAUGGGAAUUUAUAAAAAAUGAAUCCAUGUUUUCUCUGGUGUAGGCAACCCUUAACACAUUUGCUUCUUAUUGCCACAGCAAAAGAAUGAUACAAUUAAUGAGAUGACAGGGGGAAUAUAAGAGAUGGACCAUGUAUUGGGUCACCAUCUAUUAUUGACCAAUUCUCUGUAUAUGUCUGUUGUACUCUGGACAAUUACCACACACAACCACAAACAGACACACACACAUGCACACGCACACACCAGCAGGUUUAUGUAAAGCUAGCUGUGGAUCUAAUCAUAUGUAAUGUGUGCCUGAAUGGCACAGACCUCUUUAGUGAUCACCAGAAGGUAAUUUUCAGGGAACAAGGCCGAGGUGUAUCUUCAAUGGAUACAAACUGCUCCAACUCCUAAUUUGUCUAAUAAAAGGUUGUGCUGAGAA
Molecule: messenger RNA, 2363 nt
Organism: Gadus morhua (Atlantic cod)
Lineage: Eukaryota; Metazoa; Chordata; Actinopteri; Gadiformes; Gadidae
Product: melanocortin-2 receptor accessory protein 2A
Exons: 4
Coding region: 304-1284 (326 amino acids)
Biological process (GO): regulation of adenylate cyclase-activating G protein-coupled receptor signaling pathway; protein localization to plasma membrane
Cellular component (GO): endoplasmic reticulum; plasma membrane
Molecular function (GO): type 4 melanocortin receptor binding; type 5 melanocortin receptor binding; type 3 melanocortin receptor binding
Source: RefSeq, a predicted model, not a curated record